CUUUCCGCUGCAAAGGAACAGACAGACGUGCUGUUUUCGUAGAGUGAGCGAAUUAUGAGUCAUUUUUUGUUCUUGUUUAAUCGUAUGUGUACAGCACCUCUUCGUUUCGAGCGGUAUUGAGUGGGUUUCUAGUGUCUAGCGCGGAACCGCUCACUGAAGACGGGAUUUGAUGCAGAAAGAGCCGAUGUCAUCUGAGGAUGCAGGGCCGAGCGCGGGUGCCGCUCCGGAGGUUGCGGACUCGGCCCUGCCUCACGAUUCCGCUGGAAAACACGCCGUGUCCGUUCUCUGGUCCUUUGGAAAGUGCGUCGGUGCCUUAUUGCCGGUCUACCUGGCUGGAUAUUUCGGAUUCAGUAUCAGUUUAGUUUUGCUCGGUCUCGUGGUUUAUAUGGGAUGGAAACAUAGUCGCGAUGGAAAAAAUGCGCGACUGCAAAGCGCAAUGUAUUUUUUAGAAAAUGAGCAGGAUGUCACCACUACACGGGUGUUUAGAAGUAAACGGGAAUUGCCGGCAUGGGUGAACUUUCCUGACGUGGAAAAGGUUGAGUGGAUGAACAAGAUAUUGCAGCAGGCCUGGCCAUUUAUUGGACAGUAUCUGGAGAAGCUGCUGGUGGAGACUAUUGCCCCUUCAAUCCGAGCCGCCAGCGCUCAUCUGCAAACUCUCAGCUUCACCAAAGUUGACCUGGGCGACAGGGCUAUGAAGGUAGUUGGGGUGAAGGCCUACACUGAGCAUGAUAAACGUCAGGUGAUACUGGAUCUUUAUAUCAGUUAUGCUGGAGAUGUGGAGAUUAACGUUGAGGUGAAGAAGUACUUCUGUAAAGCUGGAGUGAAAGGCAUUCAGCUCCAUGGAAAAUUGAGGGUGAUCUUGGAACCGCUAAUUGGAGAUGUUCCUCUCGUUGGAGCCAUCACCAUGUUCUUCAUUCGCAGACCUAAACUCGACAUCAACUGGACUGGGUUGACCAAUUUGUUAGACAUACCUGGUUUGAAUGCCAUGUCGGACACUAUGAUAAUGGAUGCAAUCGCCUCUUUCCUGGUUCUCCCCAAUCGUCUCACUGUGCCUUUGGUGGCCAAUCUGCACCUAGCACAGCUGCGUUCCCCUCUCCCACGGGGUAUAGUGCGUAUCCACUUGCUGGAGGCAGAAAACCUUGCUGCCAAGGAUAACUACAUGAAAGGUGUGAUAUCUGGGAAGUCUGACCCGUAUGCAGUGCUACGGGUGGGCACUCAGACCUUCACCUCCCACCACGUGGACAACAACCUUAAUCCUCAAUGGAGGGAGAUGUACGAGGUCAUUGUUCAUGAAGUACCUGGUCAGGAGCUGGAGCUGGAGGUGUUUGAUAAAGACCCUGACCAGGAUGACUUUCUUGGGAGAAUGAAGCUGGAUUUAGGUAUUGUAAAGAAAGCAGUUCUUUUGGAUGAGUGGUACACUUUAAAGGAUGCACCAUCCGGUCAGGUUCAUCUCAAGCUAGAAUGGCUCUCUCUGCUGCCCUCUGCAGAGCGCCUAAACGAAGUGCUGGAGAGGAAUAAUAACAUUACGAUAUAUGGUAAGACAGCAGAUCCUCCUUCUGCUGCUAUUUUGACUGUUUAUCUGGACCGGGCACAAGAUCUACCUUUUAAGAAAGGUAAUAAGGACCCCAGCCCCAUGGUGCAGAUAUCUGUUCAGGAUACCACCAAAGAGAGCAGGAUGGUGUAUGGGACUAACAAUCCAGUAUGGGAGGAUGCCUUUACAUUUUUUAUUCAGGACCCACGCAAACAAGAUAUCGACAUCCAGGUGAAGGAUGAUGACAGGGCUUUGACUCUGGGAAGUUUGUCUAUCCCCUUGUCCCGUCUGCUCUCCAGUGCUGAGCUCAGCAUGGAUCAGUGGUUUCAGCUAGAAAAGUCCGGACCGGCCAGCCGUAUCUACAUCACAGCUAUGCUGAGGGUGUUGUGGCUGAAUGAAGAAGCCAUCCUUACCACACCCGUGACUCCAUUACCCCGAGAUGGAGAUAUUGAAUCAGAAGUGUCUUCAGGGGUAUCAAAAGUGACUCCCACUUCAAAACGUCCCGAGCAUACUAGUCCAGACAGCAAUUUUGCAUCUGAGGGUGUUCUGCGGAUCCACCUGGUAGAAGCCCAGAGUCUCAUUGCUAAGGACAAUUUAAUGGGCGGGAUGGUGAAGGGGAAGAGCGACCCGUAUGUGAAGAUCCGAGUGGGAGGACUGGCAUUCAAGAGUCAGGUCAUCAAAGAGAACCUCAACCCCAUCUGGAAUGAACUUUAUGAGGUGAUCUUGACCCAGUUGCCAGGUCAGGAGGUGGAGUUUGACCUUUAUGAUAAAGACAUUGAUCAGGACGACUUCCUUGGCAGGGUUAAAGUGAGUCUCGGGGACCUCAUCAGUGCUCAGUUUACUGAUCAGUGGUAUACUCUGAAUGAUGUGAAGUCUGGACGACUUCAUCUUGUGUUGGAAUGGGUGCCUAAAGUUUCAGAUCCCACCAGACUUGAACAGAUCCUACAUUACAACUAUCGUCAGUCUUACCUGAAUAAAACGGUUCCUUCUGCUGCACUGCUUUUUGUGUAUGUUGAGAGAGCACAUGGUCUGCCUUUAAAAAAGAGCGGGAAAGAGCCGAAAGCAGGAGCAGAAUUGUCCCUCAAAAAUAUAUCCUACCGAACCAAAGUUGUCAGUCGCUCGACUUCUCCACAGUGGGAUGAAGCUUUUCAUUUCCUGAUCCAUAAUCCAACAGAAGAUACACUUAUAGUCAAACUCUCUCACAGCUGGGGUCAGGCUCUGGGCUCUCUUGUGCUUCCUGUGAGGGAGCUGCUGGAUGAGAAGGAUCUGGUGCUGGACCGCUGGUUCAGUCUGGAUGGAGCCAUGCCUGAAAGUCAGAUUCUGCUGAGAGCUGAACUCAAGCUCCUAGACAGCAAGUUGUCUCAAUGUAGCAAUGCAGAGGAUUCAAGUCAUGUCAUAUCCACUGGAGACGCAGCUGCUGCAGCCAAUUGUGAGCUCCGACACAGAAGUGUGCCCGUCCAAGGAGGUGAGGAUCCCAAUUCAACCGGGAAGGCCCAGGUGAAGCUCUCUGUUGCCUGUUCAUCUGAGGAGAACCGACUGGUCAUUACCGUCUAUGCCUGCAGGAACUUGCCGUCCUACUCCAAGGAUCCUCCAGACACGUACAUCUCAUUUAUUCUACUUCCGGACAAGAACCGGAUCACCAAAAGGAAGACCAGUGUUAAGAAGAAAAGCCUCAAACCUGAGUUCAAUGAGAGAUUUGAUUUUGACAUGUCACAUGAAGAAGCUAAGCAGAAACAUCUUGAAGUGUCUGUCAAGAACAGCGUUUCCUUCAUGAGUCGUGAAAAAGAGCUUCUUGGCAAGCUUCAGAUAGACUUGAGUCAGCUGGAUCUCAAGGCAGGAGUAUCACAGUGGUAUGACUUGUCACAUGAGACCAACUGACUGACUGGCCUUCCAAUGUUGACUUUAUUUGCAAUCGUUUAAAGUGGAGGCCGAUUUCACAGAUGUUAUCCUGACACUAGCAGAGGAUCCUAGAGCAGGGUGUCAGGACUAAGAUUGCAUCAUGGAAUUGCUGUGCAACUAGCUUUCAUCCAAAAUAUAGCCUGCUUGAUUUCCAUCUUUAAAAAAUGAUGCUAGCACAAGAAGGCUAUGAGGGCGCCACCUUGAGUCAACACAGCAACAGUUGGAGAAAUGUUACAUUUUUAAGUAUUUAAUUUGUAGCUUUUUGAGCUCCUGCACUUUAUGGGUCAUUGAGAAUGCAGCAAUGAGAAGUUGAAGCUUCUGUUCAGCUGUGAUUUUUCAGGGUUUAUUGCAUUUCAUUCCAGCAUUUCCACAUCAUGCAUUUCAAAAUAACCAAAUUGCAAAAUAUUAGUAUUCUGAUUUUUUUUUUUUUUUUUUAAAAAG
Molecule: messenger RNA, 3871 nt
Organism: Sinocyclocheilus anshuiensis
Lineage: Eukaryota; Metazoa; Chordata; Actinopteri; Cypriniformes; Cyprinidae
Product: extended synaptotagmin-1-like
Exons: 31
Coding region: 170-3409 (1079 amino acids)
Biological process (GO): lipid transport
Cellular component (GO): endoplasmic reticulum membrane
Molecular function (GO): phosphatidylcholine binding; calcium ion binding; phosphatidylethanolamine binding
Source: RefSeq, a predicted model, not a curated record